Molecule: messenger RNA, 1402 nt
Organism: Malus domestica (apple)
Lineage: Eukaryota; Viridiplantae; Streptophyta; Magnoliopsida; Rosales; Rosaceae
Source: RefSeq, a predicted model, not a curated record
CCAAUCCAAUCAAUUUCUCUCUGGGUCCGUCUGGGAUCUAAAACCCUAACCAGCUGAGCUCCCCCUUUUACCCUUCCUUCCGUAACCCCUGACCUCCUCCUCUGCAACGACCGAAAUCGAUUGAAGAUGCAGCACGACGAGGUUAUAUGGCAGGUUAUCCGCCACAAGCACUGCAGCUACAUGUCCAAAAUUGAAACUGGGAUUUUCUGUAGAAACCCCUAUAACGUUACCGGGAUUUGUAACCGGAGCUCCUGCCCUCUAGCUAAUAGUCGUUACGCCACCAUUCGCGACCAUGACGGAGUCUUCUAUCUUUAUAUGAAAACUAUAGAGAGAGCUCAUAUGCCGAACAAAUUAUGGGAAAGAGUUAAGUUGCCGCGGAAUUAUGAGAAAGCACUUGAAAUUAUUGACAAGCAUCUGAUGUAUUGGCCUAAGUUUCUCGUGCACAAAACAAAGCAACGGCUAACUAAAAUGACUCAGAUGCGGAUACGCAUGAGGAAGCUUGCUUUGAAAACAAGGGAGAAAAUAAUGACAACACCAAGGAAACAGAUAAAGAGAGAGGCUAGAAGAGAGGAAAAGGCUGAAAGAGCUGCACUAUUGGACCAGAGCAUUGAGAAAGAACUAUUAGAACGCCUUAACAAAAAUGUUUAUGGAGAUAUAUACAACUAUCCCUUUAAACAAUACCAAAAAGUUCUUGAUGGGGCAGAGGUAGAGACUGAAAGGGAAGAAGAAGAGGAGGAGGAGCAGGAACCUGAGAUAGAAUAUGUUGAAGGCUAUGAUGAACUUGAAGAGGAAGAUGAUAUAGAAGAUUUUGCUGGUCUUGCAAUGGACAAUUCGCAUGCAGAUGACGAUAAUGUUGGAAGCGAUGAAGAGGCAGUAGUUGCUCGCAAGAGAGGGCGAAAGGAAUCUGCCUUUUCUUCUAAAAAGUUUGAGAAAGAUGAACCUGCUGUCAAAUCGAAGAAAAAGCCGAGGGUGCUUGUUGAGGUGGAGCAUGAAGAUACUGGUGCUAGGCAAAAAGCAGUCCAGUGAGAGCUACUUAUUUCGUUAUUUGAUCUGUAAAAGACAUGGUUGCAAUGCUCUUCUGCUUGUUUGGUUGGUUGUCGGUUCGUCACAAAGCUUCCCGCGCAAAGAAGAAACUUGCUAAAGGAGACCAAGUUUCAAAGAUUUUGCUAGCUCGGUAUGUUGAUUAUCGUAGAUUGUACUGCUAGCAGAUUAAUCUAUAAAUUAAGUCACAGAUUGUACUGCUAGCUUUGGUGUCUUGUGUCUUUUCAGUGAGGAUCUAGUUAGAGUUGGUAGGCGGCCAAGGGAUAUUUGUUAUUGUUAGUCCUUUGGCCUUCUGGGUUGUAAACGUCUUCUGAAACAAAGAAAUACAAUUUUGUUCGAAGGAUUUUAUUUUGUUUAUGAA